CGUGAGCUCUGCUAGCGCAUUCCCAGCAUGUGCACCUAGAAAUCCGAUUCAUUCAUCCAGGGAUGAAGCAUUCGUAUGGGAACGACAGCGUCUGCAGCAAAGAGUGUUUGAAAUCUGUCUUAACAAGAUCAUUCGAGCUCGGAGGCAGAGACAGAGGAGGAGAGGGCAGCACGCAGAGAUGGAGAUGUGGAUGCUCGGCGGCUCCAGUCUGCAAUUAAGGGGCUGGCACAGAGGACGCGACCCGACCCGAGGAUUGGGUAGCACCCACCGGAUGCUGUGACCAAAAUCAGCUAGUUGUCACUCCAACUCUGCAACUCACAUGUGUGUCAAAACAACUUUCCCUAAACGGAAGGAGAACUUGGGGUCUCCGUGUUCAUCAGCUACUUCGAACAUCAUUAUUAGCACAACAGGAUUCGACUUGGUGGAUCAUCAUUCAUGUCUGUACUGACAUGACUCAGGACCGACUCUGGAGAUGCCGAAGAGACGAGACAUCAUUGCCAUUGUAUUGAUUGUGUUGCCUUGGACGCUGCUCAUCACUGUUUGGCACCAGAACAACAUUACUUCUCUGCUUGCUGCUCAAAAGGAUGACACACAUGAUGGUCGCUCCAACUCCAGAAACACCCAUGCUUUCAAGGAACCCUACGCACCUCAGAACCGGGAGAUUGUGGAGGUGGUACGCACCGAGUAUGUUUACAGCAGGCCUCCGCCCUGGUCAGACAUCCUCCCCACUAUCUACGUCAUCACACCUACUUACAGCCGUCCAGUGCAGAAGGCAGAGCUGACACGCCUGGCCAACACUUUGCUCCACGUAUCCAACCUGCACUGGAUCGUGGUGGAGGACUCCUACAGGAGGACCACUCUGGUUAGCCAUCUCCUCCAGGACACGAGGAUCAACUACACCCACCUCAAUGUGGAGACUCCUAUGAACUAUAAAGUACGUGGGGAUGCUAGGAACCCUAGAGUACCACGGGGCACCUUACAGAGGAACUUGGCUCUGCGGUGGCUACGGGAGACCUUUAGCGUCAAUAACAGCCAGCCUGGGGUUGUUUAUUUUGCAGAUGAUGACAACACAUACAGUCUGGAGCUGUUUGAAGAGAUGCGCUUCACUGAAAAGGUGUCAGUGUGGCCCGUGGCAUUUGUAGGUGGCUUACGAUACGAGUCUCCCAAAGUAAACACCUUAGGUAAGGUGUACGGCUGGAAAACUGUUUUCGACCCACACCGGCCCUUUGCCAUUGACAUGGCUGGGUUUGCUGUGAACCUGAGCCUCAUUCUGUCCAAACCUCAGGCUUAUUUCAAGUUACGAGGGGUGAAAGGAGGAUAUCAAGAGAGCAGCUUAUUAAAGGAACUGGUCACCCUGAGUGACUUGGAGCCUAAAGCCUCUAACUGCACUAAGGUAUUAGUAUGGCACACACGGACAGAGAAGCCUGUGCUGGUAAAUGAGGGCAAGAAAGGAUUUACAGACUCUAACGUGGAGAUAUGACAUACUUCAUCUGACACAGGAAUCUCCACUGGAUUCUUUCUGGACUCAAACCAACCUCAGAGCUCCAAGGGUCAACAAUUGCUACUGCACAACAGCUGCAGUUCACUGGAGCUUUUAAAUGGAGGCACAAGGCCAUGUACAUGUACCAAACAUGUAGCAUUAAAGCACAACUACACGGAAACAAGGCAGUCUGGACUGUACAGAGCAUUGGUCACCAAUGGCAGGAGUUGCCAAGAGGAGCUU
Molecule: messenger RNA, 1723 nt
Organism: Melanotaenia boesemani (Boeseman's rainbowfish)
Lineage: Eukaryota; Metazoa; Chordata; Actinopteri; Atheriniformes; Melanotaeniidae
Product: galactosylgalactosylxylosylprotein 3-beta-glucuronosyltransferase 1
Exons: 7
Coding region: 473-1480 (335 amino acids)
Biological process (GO): chondroitin sulfate proteoglycan biosynthetic process; carbohydrate metabolic process
Cellular component (GO): Golgi membrane
Molecular function (GO): galactosylgalactosylxylosylprotein 3-beta-glucuronosyltransferase activity
Source: RefSeq, a predicted model, not a curated record